Molecule: messenger RNA, 3435 nt
Organism: Aedes aegypti (yellow fever mosquito)
Lineage: Eukaryota; Metazoa; Arthropoda; Insecta; Diptera; Culicidae
Product: zinc finger protein 62-like
Exons: 8
Coding region: 160-3000 (946 amino acids)
Cellular component (GO): nucleus
Molecular function (GO): nucleic acid binding; zinc ion binding
Source: RefSeq, a predicted model, not a curated record
AAUAUUAACCGAAAUUAUCACAACAUAAACAAGUUCAAACUGUGAAACGAGUGGAACUUUUAGAAAUCUUCUUGAAAUCUAACUUUCAAUUCCUAAUCAUUUCAGUAUUCAAUUCUAACUUUCAAUUCCUAAUCAUUUCAGUAUUCCCAUCACUAGAAGAUGCCUACGCAACCGCAAUCAAUUAAAAAAGAAUCCAUCAACCUCGAUGUUCAUGGAUGUAGAUUAUGUUUGAGCGAAGAAUCACUAGAUCAUGUAUUCAAGGAGGAUCAUCUUCGAGAGUGGAUAAUGGAUUUGCUCUCAAUUCAGAUAUCUAACGAUGAUCGCAUGAGUCAAGUUAUCUGCGCCAUCUGUCGAAUACGGUUGUCCGAAUUCCAUCAGUUCCGGGUACGCUGCCAGGAAGUGCAAGAAGUACUGAAAGCCAUGAUUAAAGAUAAACCCGUUACGGUAGAAGGUGAGAAAAAUGCUCAUGUUAAACCAGAACCGAGCGUGAGCUUCGUUUCUUUGAUCGAACGAGAACAGAAGUCAGGAUUGAUAUCGUCAAUUGAAAGUGUUGAUUCAGAUAACAGGAAUUCAGAAACAGAAGAAGAUCCGCUAGGUUUUGAAUCGUUUGCGAAACUAGACGAACCAAGUCAUACGAGUCUUCAGGAUGAAGAAAUGGAAGUUGAUCCAAUUGGUGCAGAAGAUAGUAUAGAUGUGGAAGAAGCCAAGGUUGAAACAUGGUUAGACGACGAUUCCGAACUGUCCAACGAGCAUACGGAGGAAUAUGGCGUUCAUACACAGAAGUCGAAGCAAGUUUCCGAUCCAGAGAAGGAUGAUACUGGUACAAUAAAUAAAGUUAAAGAAAUUCCGCCAUCAAGAGGUAUAGCUCACCAUAGCAAAGAUGUGGACCAAUCUACAGACUUUAAGUGCCUCAUUUGCGAAAUGGAGUUUUCCAAACGGGAAGAACAGAUGAAACAUUUUCGAACAAAGCUGCAUCUAAACAACAUGAAACAGAAACGUAGAAGCGAUGACGGACCAAAAUCAAGUGAUAAAAACGAUGCAGAUGACGAAGGAUACGUGUGUUUGAUUUGCAAACGCUCUUUCAGAAGAAAAUGCCAACUGGAAAAUCACAUGCCAGUUCACGAGGAAAAGGAAGACGAUCAACGAUCUUAUAACUCGGAAGAAGUAGAAUCCAGCCUAUCGGACAGCAGUGCAGGUUUUUCUGACUCAGAUCAAGAAGAUGAUAGUGAACAAGAAUAUCAUUGUGAUCAAUGCGACAAUGUGUUUUCGGAAAGGUCAAAAUUGAUCAGCCACACCCGGAGAUAUCAUAAAACGAAACGCCACAAUGAGUCCUCGGUUGAUACAAACAAGGCAGAUGGAAGCAAACCUAAGAAGACGGAUUCCCAACCUUCAUUGGCAGUUACUGAUCGGUCAACCAACGGCGAAGAAAAUGUCGAUGAAAAUCAACAACUUGAGUGCGAUGUGUGUCAUAAAACGUAUUUAACUAGAAAAGUAUUGCUACGUCACAAAAGGCUAGUGCAUGGACCCAAAAAACAUCAGUGUAAGAUGUGUAAUGUACAGUACACAACACGGGCACAAAUGAGGCAACAUCUGUACACCAAAAAGCAUUUGAACAAUUUGAAGGAAAAACGAGCACAUGAAAACGUUUCGCCUAAAAAUGGAACUGUUGAAAGUAACGAAACUGAUUCAAGCCAACAAAAAAAUAAAGUCGGUUCCAGUCAAACGGACAAUACCAGCGCUGAAACAAAUGCCCAGAGAAAAGAUGAUUCCAGCUUGAUGAAAGAUGACAUCAAUUUCGACGUUUAUAAGUCACGUAGGCUGCACAGAGGAAGCUCCGUUGAACAAGGGAAAUGUGACGUGUGUCACAAAGUGUUUCCUACCAAAUAUAGCCUAUCCAAUCACAAGAAGUAUCAUCAACCAAAAAAAUUUGUUUGUAAUAUUUGUCAAAAACCCUGUCAUAACGCAGCGGUUCUGAAAAGACACAUUGUAACGCACGAACCGAUCGCUCAACGUCAACAAGCAAAUCCACCGAUAGAUCCCGACAGCAUCCCUCGACCAUACAAGUGCGAUAUAUGCAAGACAGCGUAUAAAACGAAUAGCACACUUUGGCAACACAAUAAGCAGAAGCAUGGCCCGAAAAUCCAUGAAUGUGAUAUGUGCGGUAUAAAGUUUGGAACGAGUGAUAUGUUAAAGCGGCAUGUGAGGAGACACAUCGCACGUGGUCACACCAAGGAAGAUUUUCUAUCAUUGAAGAAGCUGAUGCGCUCACAACACACAUCUACGAAUCAGAACGAAGGCGACGAAAAAUCGGACGAAGAAGUUAGUGAGGAUGAAAACGCUUACAAUCACCGCAGUAGUGAUUACGUCCAGAAGAGUUCUAAGGCGUCUUCAGAACUACCUUUUCAGUGCGAUGUAUGCCAUGAAUCAUUCCCCACCAGAGUUCUUCUUUAUCGUCACAAAAGAAAUCUUCACAAGCUCAAGAGAUUCAAGUGCAGUGUUUGUGACAAGCACUUUGCCUAUCGCAAACAGAGGAGAAUGCAUAUGCGAGUUCACGACUCCGGUUCAAAGUCUUCCAAUGAUUUUGAGUGCGUAGAAUGCCAUAAAAUAUACGCAUCGUGGAAGUCAUUGUUUGCGCACAUAAGCAACGGACACAUUAAAAGGAAAAAACUCAGUGAGGAGCGAACAAUCGCUUGCCCAAAAUGCGACAAAAUGUUCCAAACCGUGUAUCAGAGGGAUCUGCACAUGAGAACUGUUCAUCUACCGGAGAAACAUAGAUGUACUGUUUGCGACAAACUAUUUACCGUACGGGUUCAACUUUGGCAGCAUAUGAAAACUCAACAUGGUGGAAGUUCAUCCAGCAAUUCCGAAUCAGAUGAUUCCGAAGGAAGUUUGGAACUAUCGGUUCAGAAAUAUAUCAACAAAGACAAACCCGAUAGCGAAAUAUGUCAGGCAGCAAGUAGGAAACAGCCUCGAAGAAACGCAAAACAGAAGAGUGUUUGAAGCAAUUUUGAACUAUCACAAUAGCUCAACAGUCAGGUUAUAUUUUAUCAAUCCUAUUUCAACAAACCGCUCUAUGAAGGGCCAAAAGCGGGGUGGCUUACACAAAACCCACGGAAAACAGAAAAUCUCCAUCCAACAGUAUGGGUAUGAUCCUACAGACUGAAUAUUGAAAUUUUAAGUACCCUUAGGUACGUAGUUUGUUUACGGACUUAUCCAUAGGUGAAUUGAGUUCAUUCGGCCCUAGAAUUAUUGCACUUGACCGUGUCCCCAAUGUCAAUAAUAAGUCAAUCGAACGUGUUCUGUGUUCUAUCAUCCUAACUCGAUAAAACUAAUUUAUUCUACUCAGGAUUGCGGGUCUCAUAAAUCUAUCGAAAUUGCUAUUAUAACGGAUAGGUCUAUGUAUAAAGAUGUUAUUAAUAAAAAAAUGAAACAUAA